CCGACCGGUGUCCAUUCCAUCUUGGACACAUAUAUAAAAGCGGGGCUGAAACAGAUUCCAUCAACAAGUCAACAUCCAGCAUUUAUUGGACAACAACCAAUCUCCUUUCCAAAAUCAUCAUGAAAUUCGUUUUGGUCCUCACCGUCUUGAUGGGCGUGGCUCUGGCCUCUUCCCAAGAGGAUGACACAUCUCAAAUUAUGGAGGCUCUUGAAUACAACACCUUGACUCAAGACAAGAUCGUGGAAUUAUACGAGUUCCUCAGGGACGAGCUUGAGGGUGAGGACAUGGAGGCUGAUCUGGAAAAGGAAGUCCUCCGUAAAAGGCGAAGUGCCGAGGCCAGUCCCCUCUUCCUUCGUUGGCUCUUUGGUCGACGGGAUUAUGAUUACGGUUAUGACAACCAUCACAGUCAUGGGUAUCGAAGCCACGGGCGUCGAAACUUUUAUCAUUAAUGUUCAAAACAUCAAACUCAUUCACUUCAACCAAAGCUUUAGAGAAAAAUAAAUUCGUUAAACCAAACAGACUAGAAU
This is a messenger RNA of Tigriopus californicus, 527 nucleotides long. RefSeq lists its product as uncharacterized. Lineage: Eukaryota; Metazoa; Arthropoda; Copepoda; Harpacticoida; Harpacticidae. The record is from RefSeq and is a predicted model, not a curated record. Bases 120 to 449 code for a protein of 109 amino acids. The transcript has 2 exons.